AUGCUCUACAUCAGCGACCCGAUGCAGCAUUACACCACGUCCCAGUUCAAUUUGCUGAACAACAGCAUGGAUCAGAGCAUCGGCAGCAGAGCAGCCUCCACCAGCCCCUACAGCUCCGAGCACACCUCCAAUGUCCCAACUCAUUCUCCCUACUCGCAGCCCAGCUCUACCUUCGACGCCAUGUCCCCGGCACCCGUCAUCCCCUCCAACACCGACUACCCUGGUCCCCACCACUUCGAGGUGACCUUCCAGCAAUCCAGCACCGCCAAGUCAGCCACCUGGACAUACUCCCCACUGCUGAAGAAGCUCUACUGUCAGAUCGCCAAGACAUGCCCCAUCCAGAUCAAGGUGUCCACCUCACCUCCGCCAGGCACCAUCAUCCGGGCCAUGCCCGUCUACAAGAAGGCAGAGCACGUCACCGAGGUGGUGAAGCGCUGCCCCAACCACGAGCUCGGCCGUGACUUCAAUGAUGGCCAGUCAGCCCCUGCCAGCCACCUCAUCCGUGUGGAAGGAAACAACCUGUCCCAGUACGUGGAUGACCCGGUGACAGGGCGGCAGAGCGUGAUGGUGCCCUACGAGCCCCCGCAGGUGGGGACCGAGUUCACCACCAUCCUGUACAACUUCAUGUGCAACAGCAGCUGCGUGGGAGGGAUGAACAGGAGGCCCAUCCUCAUCAUCAUCACCCUGGAGACGAGAGACGGCCAGGUCCUGGGGAGGAGAUCCUUCGAGGGGCGGAUCUGUGCCUGUCCCGGCAGGGACCGCAAAGCCGACGAGGAUCAUUUCCGAGAGCAGCAAGCCUUGAACGAGAGCACGGCCAAGAACGGCAACGCCAACAAACGCACCUUCAAGCAGAGCCCUCAGGGCAUCCCAGCGCUGGGCACUGGCAUUAAGAAACGGAGGCAUGGGGAGGAGGAGAUGUACUAUGUGCCUGUGCGAGGCCGGGAGAACUUUGAGAUCCUGAUGAAGAUAAAGGAGAGCCUGGAGCUGGUGGAGCUGGUCCCACAGCAGCUGGUGGAUUCCUACAGGCAGCAGCAGCAGCAGCAGCUCCUGCAGAGGCAGAGCCAGCUGCAGACACCUUCCUCCUACGGCCCUGUCCUUUCCCCCAUGAACAAAGUCCACAGUGGAGGAAUCAACAAGCUGCCCUCUGUGAACCAGCUGGUGGGGCAGCCUGCCCAGCACGGCUCCAGUUCUGCACCCAGCCUGGGCCCCAUGGGACCUGGAAUGCUGAACAGCCACGCCAUGCAGCCCAAUGGAGAGAUGAAUGGGGGCCACUCAUCCCAGUCCAUGGUGUCUGGGUCACACUGCACCCCCCCACCACCCUACAACCCCGACCCCAGCCUCGUCAGUUUUUUAACAGGAUUGGGGUGUCCAAACUGCAUCGACUAUUUCACCUCACAAGGGUUACAGAAUAUUUACCACCUGCAGAACCUAUCCAUAGAGGAUCUCGGAGCACUGAAGAUCCCGGAGCAGUACCGCAUGAUCAUCUGGCGGGGUCUGCAGGAGCUCAAGCAGAGCCACGACUACGGGGCCCAGCAGCUGAUCCGCUCGAGCAGCAACGCCUCCACCAUCUCCAUCGGCAGCUCGGGCGAGCUGCAGAGGCAGCGGGUGAUGGAGGCCGUGCAUUUCCGAGUGCGCCACACCAUCACCAUCCCCAACCGCGGCGCGCCCGACGACUGGGCCGACUUCGGCUUCGACCUCCCGGACUGCAAAUCCCGCAAACAAUCCAUCAAGGAGGAGUUCACGGAGGGAGAGAUCAACUGAGGGGCUCCGGAGGUGGCAGCGAGACGCCGGCGGGGUGAUAAACCCACCCCCCACCACCUUGAAAUGUAUUUGCAGCUUUGGGCAC
Molecule: messenger RNA, 1846 nt
Organism: Sturnus vulgaris (Common starling)
Lineage: Eukaryota; Metazoa; Chordata; Aves; Passeriformes; Sturnidae
Gene: TP73
Product: tumor protein p73
Biological process (GO): protein tetramerization; regulation of transcription by RNA polymerase II; apoptotic process
Cellular component (GO): nucleus
Molecular function (GO): protein binding; DNA-binding transcription factor activity, RNA polymerase II-specific; RNA polymerase II cis-regulatory region sequence-specific DNA binding
Source: RefSeq, a predicted model, not a curated record